CUAGAUGUGUGAAGCAUGUGCGCUGCCAGUGACAGCAGCGCGGGCCGCUCCGCACGCCGCUCCGCCGGUGGGCCGGGCCGGAGGCGUGUCCUCACAGCAGCGCAGCAAUGCCCCGGCAUACAUUUUGCUAUCACUCUUAUAUCCAACUUUAAAUGCGGGCUUGUAAACAUUAUCACCUGCUUUCCUUCUGAAGCGGCUUGUGAAGGCGUCCUGGCGGUUAGCAUGGCAGGCUGUGGAGAAGUCGACCAGUCAGUGAAAGCCCUAGCUGCCCCAAAGCUGGUCGACGAUGUAGGAGACCCUCGCACUACUGACUCUCCCUCCUCCACCACCGCUCAGGAGUGUGCCAUCUGCUUGCAGAGCUGCAUCCACCCUGUUCUCCUCCCCUGCCGCCAUGUCUUCUGUUUCCUGUGUGUCAAAGGUGCUUCCUGGCACAGCAAGCGCUGUGCCCUCUGUCGACAGGAAGUCCCCGAGGACUUCUUGGAGCGUCCGCUGCUCCUCUCCCCCGAAGAGCUUAAAGCAGCGGCCGCAGGGGUGAGCCGAGGAGGCGGGCUCAGUACCCACGGAGACUAUGCCUGGUACUAUGAGGGGCGCAAUGGCUGGUGGCAAUACGAUGAGAGAACCAGCCGUGAGCUGGAAGAGGCCUUUUCCAAGGGCAGGAAGAGCACCGAGAUGUUGAUUGCAGGGUUUCUGUAUGUGGCCGACCUGGAGAACAUGGUGCAGUAUCGGCGCAAUGAGCAUGGCCGCAGGCGGAAGAUAAAAAGAGACGUUGUGGAUAUCCCCAAGAAGGGGGUGGCGGGGCUGAGGCUGGACCCUGAACCUGCCCACCUCCCUGCUUCACCAGCUGUCACUGCAGCAAUCACAGAGCGUGUAAGCUCAGCCGACGGAGCGGACACUACAGGCCAGACACAAUCUGCAGGCUUUGGAAUCAUGGUGUCUGCUCCCCCAGUUAGACCUCCGACUGUCCUGGGUGGGCACCUUGUCACUCCUCAGUCUCACACCCCCCUGUCCCUGGAAGAGUCUCUCUCCCAGCUCCUAAUCAGUCAGCCGGGUGGCGACGAGGUGGAAGAUGAUGACGAGCAAGCAAGUGGCAGCCAGGCGUACGAGUUUGCAUCGGGCAGCAGCGAGGGUGAAGAGGAGGCGCACGGGUGGGAGAGAGGGAGGGCAGAAUCAAUGCCACGCCGAAGGCACAGGCAGAGACUGUUAGGGAGGCAGCUAAGGGAGACGCAGCCAGACCGGAUGCCUCCAAGAGGUGGGCCGUCCAGCUCAGCUCUCAGUAUGCGCUCCCGUAGCCCUGAUGGACAGUGCACUGUGACUGAAGUGUGACUGCAACUGUUGUCCAAAUCACAGUUCCUAAACUCUUAUCAGUUCAGCAAAAAAAGUGUGUAAAGCAAAUAAUGCCUCUCCAACAUGUAACUAAAGCCUGUUUUUGCUGUUGAAGAUGUCAAAAGCUAGUAUUAGCCAGCAAUAUAGCAAAUAAUAUAUUAGAAGGAAGCGAUGCACAACGUAAUUUGUUUGGCAGUGUAGUUGUGCAGUGCUCUCAACAAAAAGCUACACAAUAGACAGUGUUUUUUUUUCCCCUUGACAAAAAAAAAAGACUUUUGCAAGAGAUUAAAGCAAAAGCUCUAAGGCAACUUCCAGCAGUGUUGUCUGGUAGAGUUGCCCAAAAAUACCCUCUGCCAAUGCCUUUACAUAACCUUGUGACAUUGUGCGAUGCAACAUCUCUUAAAUCAAAUGACACCCACUAUGCUCUUUUCUCUAAUAGUUUCAGCUAAUUGAUAUGGCUUGGUAUUUCUAAGAGUUCUCAUUUUUGAGUGAUGGUGUAACAGUCCAGCUUAAAUGUAGCACCUUAUGUUUAACAGAUACACAGGGCUAAAGCUGCGUACUUUUUUCCUGCUUUGCUGAUUAGGAUUUUUUGAACUGCAAAAACAACGGCGUGCUCAUUCGGCACCUUACUAAUAACUGUUUGAAACAGUCAAGAGAGUUUAUGUGUGCAUAUGUUUGUAUGUGUGUGAGACGCUCUAUUUUAAUCUCCAAGCAAAAAGUCUGUUUUAAUAAUGACGCGUGUUUGUGUUGUUCUGAGGGGUGUUGGGUGCUGAAAAGCUACUGGCAGAACCACUGGAAAGUAUUAGGCCAUAUGUAGAGGGACAAAUUUGGAUGUCUAUUUCUUGUCAUGGUACUCUCAAUAGGACUGCCAUCAAAGCAGGGAUUGGCAUGUACUCUUCACUUGGAGGAACUAGUUGUCCUAACACAGUUUGAGUCUCUUUUGCUCCAGCUGGUAUCAUUUUGACUGUCAAACUUUCAUUGUCAGUGUCUUAAUCCAGAUGACCUAAAAACCAGCUUUCCCCGUGUGGUGUAGUCCCUGUGGUGUUUUGUGAUGUUAUUAAAAGUGUUUAUCUAUAAUUUAAAA
Molecule: messenger RNA, 2407 nt
Organism: Myripristis murdjan (pinecone soldierfish)
Lineage: Eukaryota; Metazoa; Chordata; Actinopteri; Holocentriformes; Holocentridae
Product: E3 ubiquitin-protein ligase rnf146-like
Exons: 2
Coding region: 16-1323 (435 amino acids)
Biological process (GO): Wnt signaling pathway; ubiquitin-dependent protein catabolic process
Cellular component (GO): cytoplasm; nucleus
Molecular function (GO): poly-ADP-D-ribose binding; zinc ion binding; ubiquitin protein ligase activity
Source: RefSeq, a predicted model, not a curated record